Molecule: messenger RNA, 3839 nt
Organism: Podarcis muralis (Common wall lizard)
Lineage: Eukaryota; Metazoa; Chordata; Lepidosauria; Squamata; Lacertidae
Biological process (GO): adenylate cyclase-activating G protein-coupled receptor signaling pathway
Cellular component (GO): plasma membrane
Molecular function (GO): G protein-coupled receptor activity
Source: RefSeq, a predicted model, not a curated record
UGAGGGCUCAGCACUCUGCAUCCCCAGCUGGAGAUGGCCGGGGUGUGUGUGUGUCAGGGCCUGGGAAGAGCUCCCUGCCUGAGGUCCUGGGCCAGAGGGGCAGAGAGCUGGGCAAUGUCCCGGGAUCUGAAUCUCACGCUGAACCCUCCAGGGUUUAGGCAGUGGAAGCUGCCAUUCCUGCAUUGCAGGGGGUUGGGCUAGAUGACCACACGGGUCCCUUUCUAAAGUUCUAUGAAUCUGUGAGCAUCUUGCGGGGGACAAGCUCCAGUGGCCGUACUCUGGCUGAACGCCCAGCCCUGGGAUUGGGAAGGCCCCGUUGUGGGUGCCACCCCAUAGCCAGGCCUGCUGCUCUGUGGGUCCAGGGUGGGGGGGCCUCACUCUGCUGCCUGACGCUGGUGGCCUGGCUUUGCCAAGCAGGGCAGAAAUGGAAAGGAAACAUUUGCCAGCUCUUGGAUUCGCAAUGAAGGUGAAGGAAAACACACAUCAGCCACUUGAGGACGGUUUUGAAAUGCGCUUGGUCCCUGUGGCACUUUUUAUUUUGCAAAACAGCUGUGAUUCCUGCACUUCAGGGGCUGGGCUACAUGAGCCCUGGGGUCCUUUCCGACUCUUGUGAUUCUGCAAUCCCCCGUAACCGUCCAGCUGCUGCGAGGGGUAAAGUGCCUUCAUGGGUCUCUGCUCAUCCUGCAUGAAGCCUCUCCCUGACUUCAGGCCCAGGUUUUUCUGCAGCGCUCAGGGCAUCUGUGGAACUCCCUGCUACCAGGUGCCCAGAAGCUCAGCAGCGUUAUCUGGCUUCCAGAAAGGCAAGGCCUCCCUCCUGCCCCCCAAGUAGCAGCUGCCUCAGAGGCUCCUCAUCCCCGCAGCAAGAGCUGCCCCCAUACACACAUUCACAUGGCUAAAGGGGCCUCUUUCUAUGGGGCCACGUGGGAACUGUGUGGUUGGGCUGGAGCCCAGGAGACCCUUGUCCUUCACCCCUCUGCAGGCCCCUGGCUGACGUCCUGCAUUCCUUUGGGGAAACUGAGGACCACCCUGGCCAUUGGCCAGCCUGCUGUGAUGCCACAAGGUGUUCCUCUAUGCAGGGACCUGGGAAGGUUGUGGGGUGCCCACAGAUCUGCAGCAGGAAAGGAGAAGAGGGGGGAGCCCAGGGAUUGCUGGCCUGCUCCCCGCUUGGAGACAGCGAGCAGGGGUGGCUGGGCAGGGGGCUAAGCAGGACCCCUCUCCCUUGGCAGGCUGGCCAGGCAGCUACUGGCGCGCGAAAAAGUAUUAUGUGGGUGGGCAGGCAAUUUGUUGCACAGGGCCUCCUCCCCGGAAGACCUGAAGGGGUAGCAGUCCAGCAGGGCAGGGAGGCGGUUGCGGGGCUUAGCAAGACGUGCCAAGCAAGGCUUUCAAUCUCUGGGUGACCUUUUUCCCUUCCUGAAACCCUCCCCUGCUUCAGGUUUGGUCUGAAGCAGUCUGUGCCUGAUUGCUCUCAAAGGGAAACCGAGGCAGGGCUGCUAGCCGGGGGAGAGCUGCCUGCUGCUCUUUCUCCCCACAAGAUGGUGACAGUGGGGGGGGGUCUUUGGUGGCCCCAGGGGGCACUGCAGCUCUGCCCUGGCAGGAAGAGGGGCGGCUGGCGCAGCCUUAACUCUGCUGCUGCUUUUGGGGCGCAGGGAAAUUGCCAACCUCCUCCGACUCCUCCCUCUCCUCUGCUUGGGCAUGAAGUGGCGCAGCUCCUACCUGGCGGCUGCUUCUUCCUGCUCCUGAGCCCAAGGAAAACACCUUGUGCAAACAAAGUCAGCUGAGCGGCUGGUGGGGAAUUUCCCUGGGCAGCGGAGCCCACAGGGAGGGCAGGCGGUGCUCUGUGGCCCCUCCAGCCGUAGCCCCACCAUGGCCGAGAGAGGCAGGAGUGGAGCUGCCCUUCCGGACGAAGAGGUCUUGGCCUUGGCGUGGGUCUACCUGGUUGCCCUGGCUCUCAGCCUGCUGGGCAGCGGUUCCAUUGUGGCUGCCUCCCUCCUCCGAAGGCGAUGCUGCCAGGAUCAGCUCUGCCCGCUCUUCCUCCUCUCCCUGGCGGAUCUCCUGGGUGCCUCGGCCCUCCUCUCCGCAGCUGCCAUCCAGCUCCUUCCACCGCGGCUCUUCGUCUCGGCCUACCAAGCCUGUCCCUACCUGCAGAUGCUGGGCCUGAUGUUCUACGCCGUUUCUCUGCUGAUGAUCGUCGUCUAUGCCUACGAAGUGAAGCGAGCUCUGGGGGGCUGGAGGGAGGCCCCUUCCUCUGUCCUGCUGCAGGAGGAGAGCGGCAGGUUCAACGAGAGACUCCGAAUAAAUCUGCCCCGUCUCUUGGCCUGGCUGCUCCCGUUCCUGGUCUUCGUGGUCCUGCUGGUGAUUCGAGGCUCGUCCCUGAGAGAUGUGGCGCCCUGGGCCUUCCCCCCGUUGGCGUUACAGGCUGGCAACGGCUCGCGAGGGUCCCACGGCCUCUACUGCUCCAGCUGCCUGGUCCUCAUCCGCCACUCGCAUGACACCUGCUACAAGUACACAGGCAGGGAUGACUCUGGCAAAGAAGUCAAGAUCUUCUUUCUCAUCUUCGUCUCUCUGGUUGUCGCCUGCUGCACAGUCCUCUACUGCAGGGUGAAGUGCUGGUGUCGCCGCAGGCAGAGAGGUGGCCCCACCCUGACCCUGCCAGCUCCGGAGAGUGACAGCUGUUCCAUCAGAACCCGCAUCGCCUGCUUCUUCCAGCUGGUCUUUCUGGUCUGCUGGAUGCCAGCUUUCUUCCUGUGCCUGCUCUCCUUCUCCAGUCUCCAGCCGGCCAUCCUCUUCCCUCUCUACUUGGCUGUGGCCCUGACCGUCUCCCUGCAAGGCUUCUUGCACAGCCUGGUCUACGGGUGGCUGCGGCAGAACUUCCGCCGGGAGGUGACCGGGGAGCAGAUGCCCCUCCUGGGCCACCUGGGCCAGAAAGCCUUUUUCGAGGACUCCCUGGCCAUAUGCAGGGAGGGCUGAAGAAAGAGGGGAAGGCAGGGUCUCCCCAGAACAGAACGCUGCAAAACUCAGGCAGGGAGCAGCUCAGCUCUGCUUCCCUCCCCCCCCCUGCUGGGGAGGGGGUGCAUUACAAGCCCCUCCACCUCUGGGUUUUUUUGUAAGGGUAUUUUGCUCAGGACUUGAUUAGCCCAGCAGCCAGCAGGAUCACACCAGAGACGCGUAGGAGCCGUGCGCUCUGCUUGCUACAGGGGCUUCAUGUGUUGUGGGGAAAUCAGGAGAUGGUUGUCGCCCCCCCCCCCUUUGCUCUGGGGUCUCACGAUCCCCUGGGGUCCACUUGGCGGUCAGAGCAAAGCAAGAAAAGGCAACCAGGUAUAUGAAAAGCAAGGCGACUAGGAGGCCCAAUCUUUAUUGUUGUCACAGCGAGGUUCCUACUUCUGAAACAGCAAAGGGUGCGACUCCUUUGAAAAGUUUGCCUUUUGCCCAGAGAUCCACUCCCAAAAAGCACUGUCCAAAUGUUGCAAGGCUUCCCAGGAAGAGGUGACUUUUUCAGAAACCUGAGUCCUUGCCUUGUCUCCAAGAUAUCUGAGCAUGGCAAGUCUCCUCUCCUCUGCUCAUCUUUGGACAAACAUGAGCACACCCCUUUGGCGUCACAAAUAACCUUCGCCCCAAUCCAUUCACCUAGUCUCUUGCUCAACGGUUUCUUCCUGGGCAGAUAAGGAUCCUUCCUUCCGUUGUCAGCCCAUUGUGCUGCCCAUGGUCAGGACUCGGGGACUGUGGCUGCAGCCAUGACGUGCUCAGACACUGUUGCUCAGAACCACUUUGGCUCGCUCUGUGUAUGAUUCUGUGACCUUUGGCUUGAGUUCUAUUCAUGAAUAAACUAUUUUAUUUUAAUA